AUGUACUAAUACUAUAUUUCCUGUUAUUAAUUUUUGUUUUAAGUUCUUGGAAAAAGUAGCUGGCGAAAGAAGUCAAGGUAACACUAACAGCGUGCAAAGCGAUAUAAAAAAAUAUGAAUAUGUAGCUUUUACAUCGCUUUGAGUCAACUUACCGCUGUUAAACAGGUUAAAAUAAAGAAUAAUGUAAUGGUCUACAUCAUGCCAGGGAAAUAGAUGUGAUCCGUGGCUGCCAUGGAUCAUCCACGGAAUAGAUUAGCACCUCUUAGAAACGACUCAAAAUUACGGAGAGAAACAUUUCAAAAUGGAUGGCCUCCUGAUAAAAAUUUCUUGUCUAUUGAUGAACUUGUGAACCAAGGAUUUUAUUUUCUUGGUCCGGGUAAUGGUGAUCGUGUUCAAUGUGUAUAUUGUGCUGGAAUAUUGAGCAACUGGGAACCAAAUGAUAACAUUUUAACAGAACAUAAGAGAAACUUUCCUCAGUGUCCGAUGAUGAAAUCUCCAUACAAAAUGGCAGCUUAUAGAGACUUAUCUACAAGAAAAGCAAGUUUUACUGGGUGGCCACCACAAAUGAGACAAAAGCCUGAUGAUUUAGCAGAAGCAGGGUUGUUUUACUUAGGUCAAGGGGACAAGGCAAAAUGUUUUUGGUGUGGAGGUAUGCUGUCUGAAUGGGAAGCAAAUGACAUUCCAAUUGUAGAGCAUGCUAAAAGUUUUCCACAGUGUCAGUGGCUAGCGGCAUCAAAAGGAAAAGAAUUUGUAGAAAGAAUUCAACAGCAUGUCCAGCAAGGAAUUCCUGUGCAAAAUGUUUCAAUGGACCAAACAGUAGCAUCAGCAUCAUCUUUAGCUCAUGCAGCUAGUCCUGUAUCAUCAGCGCAACUAGAAGCAGUACUAAUGGGAUUUGAUCAACUUUCAGUCAGUGAGGCCAUGAAAACGUUAGGGAAUCCAGCAGAAAUAAAUUUGGAGUCACUUGUUCAAGCAAUAUUAGAAGUACAGUCUUCGCAGGCUAGUGGAAAUACAGACAUUGUCAACAACUUAGAUGUUGGUGCACUCACUCUUCAGAAUAGAGAAAUGAGAGACAAGACAAUCUGCAAAAUAUGUGGCCAGCGUCAAGUAAAUCUAGUUUUCUUGCCAUGUGGACAUCUUGUCUGUUGCAUAGAAUGUGGUGCAGAAAUAAUGCAUUGUCUUAUUUGUAAUGUUCAAGUUUUUAAAAAAGUUUCCGUCUAUAUGUAACAACCUGCAUUUAUAUUUUUAUGGACGAAAUGCUUGAUAUUUAAUAUCGUAUAGAACUAUAUUUUACUUGAAGUAAGAAUUGUUUUAAUCGAUUAAUUUACUUCCUUGAACAAUUACAACAUCUUCUUUUAGACCAGGGUAAUCUCGAUAUAUCACUGUGCACAGUUACAAAGUUUUACUUUCAAUUUAAACGAAAAAAAUAUUCAACAUUUUAACUCUUUCAAGUCUUUGAAAAUAUUAUUUUCGAUUCAAGUCAGUGUCUUACUGUUUUGAAAACACAUAAUUGUACAGUUUGCUUUAUUUCUCAAUAGAAUACUGUAAAUUCAGAAAUUAUUACGAGGAUUUUAUUAAUGCGAAAAAUGCGACUGGGUUGGUAAUAAUAAGAACUCGCAUUUUCAUAACUGAAACAUAGAUCUGUAUACAGUUUUUUUCGAAAUCGCAAAAAAUAAACUCGCAUUUUUGCCAUUCUUGAAAAAUCGCAAUAAUAAAUGCACGCAAUAAUUUCUGAAUUUACAGUAGCCUGACUACCUCAAAAAUGACUUAACAUAUUAAUAUAGAUAAAUAAUUAUAUGAGUAGGUAUUAAUAUUUCUAGGUCACUCAAUAGUAAAUUGAGGUGAUAGGGGUGGCGAGAUUUCCUUGAAGCAGAUCACUUCAAAAUGAAGACCUGGCUUUGUCAUUGAUAAGCCCACAGAAUGCAAAAUUUUCAGUGUCGCCAAUUUCGUGCAAAAUCUAAAGAAAAUUCUCUGUCCAAGUACAAAUCAACUUCUACAGUUGGCCUCAGUUGAUAUCUGUACCUGUAAUUGAUUGCUCACUUACACACAUUGCAUUGAUGAUUAAUAUUGUGACUUCAAUAAUGACUUAUAAUGAAAUUCUUCUGCACUGAAUAUUAAACAUUAACAAGAAGAUAAAACCUGCCAGUUCUUCAACGUUUCUAUAGGUUUUUUUAAAUUUUCAAAUAGUUUAGCAUCAAGCAUAGUUGACGAAACAUAAAUAAAUGUUGUAAUGCGUGUAUGGUGCAGUUAAAUCGGUACCGAUAAUGUUAUUAAACAUUAUAGUUUCCUUUUAGCCACAUUAUGGGAACUCCUAUAUAAAUUCCGGUCUAUUAUAUCUGAAGAUGUGAUUUAUUUGUGUAUUGGAUAGAAAAUAUGAUAAUGAUAAAAUAUUCUUUAAACAACUAUACGAUAUCUAGUAAUUAAAUGCCACUCGAGGCCAUUCUUUUUAGAAAAUGCAAAUUUAAAUUCCAGCUGAGGUCAAGUAAGAACAGAUAUGCAUUAUUGUCAUUUAUUUCCAAAGAAGUACCAUUCGAUUACACACUGGUUGAACACAAAUUGUUUAUCUACAGUACUUCAGAAUAUGACUAAAUUUCAAUAUAUGCCAUAUAAUCAUUCUUUAUUUCCAUUGAUUCAAGACAUUGUAAACCUUUGAAUUGGUGACAUUGGCAUUGAAGUUUAAAAAGGAUAUAUUUAAUAAGACUUUUAUAUUUUGGCCUCGAGCAUCACUGAAGAGAAAUUAAUUGUCGAAAUAUGCAUCUGGUGCUGCAAAAUUGGUACAGUUAAUGUUUUUACUUGUUUUGAUUGUUUGUGUCAUGUACUUAUCCAGUGGAUUUCACAAUAGGAUAUCAAAAUUGAACUGUGUCUCUGAUCUAUUAUUGAAAUAAUGUAGUUCGAACGUACUUUGAUAAUUGAGUUUGUUAAUGAUUGACUUGAUAAUAGAAGGGCUUUGGUCGGGACAGCUAGUAUAACUAUUACAGAUUGAAGAUCUACACGUGUAACUAAACGGAAUUUGUUUAAUAUAAGUAAGUGUGAGUGAUAACUUGACAUAAUAGCAAGGCAACUACUGUUGCAUGUGUACCAAUCUGUAUAGUUUGCGCUAAUCUGUUAUAUAUAUGUAUUUUUGGAUUAACCUGAUACUUGUAGAACUUUCAUCGGUAUUAGCUGUGUAUAUUUUGCUCUAAUCAGUUACAUUAUAUAUAGCAUUCAAGUGAAAUACAUUUGAAGAUUUAACACUGCCUUCAAUUACAGAAUGAUAUUAAACAUUUAACUGGUAAAUUUUAAACUUAUAUAUUACCAUUCAACUGGACAUACUUAGUAUAUUUUUAAUUAUCCUAUUUUAGCAUUUAACUGGAGAUUUGUUUUACGUUUUCAUAUUUGUAAAUAUUCAUGAACUAUAUUAUUUUAUUUGCAUAGACUGCUAUUACAUAUAAAUUAUGUCUUGACUUGUGCGGAUAUUUUUAAAUAUUAAAUGUGUAUUAAAUGUC
Mytilus californianus (California mussel) is the source of this 3482-nucleotide messenger RNA. Its product is annotated as baculoviral IAP repeat-containing protein 2-like. Lineage: Eukaryota; Metazoa; Mollusca; Bivalvia; Mytilida; Mytilidae. The transcript is spliced from 7 exons. The record is from RefSeq and is a predicted model, not a curated record. Bases 232 to 1224 code for a protein of 330 amino acids. Gene Ontology annotation, biological process: negative regulation of apoptotic process; positive regulation of protein ubiquitination; regulation of cell cycle. Gene Ontology annotation, cellular component: cytoplasm; nucleus. Gene Ontology annotation, molecular function: cysteine-type endopeptidase inhibitor activity involved in apoptotic process; ubiquitin protein ligase activity.